AAAUUAAACACUCUCCCCUACCUCUUUCUCUAUCUUCCAACUUACCUUCUGAUCAUCUCAAUAAUUAACUUACCCUCCAAUCUCUUGUAAUUGUUUUUCAGUACUCCUACUAUUCUAAUUCUUUCAAAACCCACAACUGAUUUACCAGCGUUAAUUAAAAAUGAUGAAGGUUGUAUUGAACGUUGAAAUGAGGGAUUCAAAGACAAAGAAAAAGGUGUUGGGUGCUGUUUCUGGUCUUUUAGGUGUUGUAUCAGUGGCAACAGAAGAGAACAAGAUCACAGUGAUUGGAACUACAGAUCCAAUUAAGAUUGUUAAGAAAGUAAGAAAGGUUUGGCCAACAGCUAAUAUCAUCAGUGUUGGACAAGAGAAAGAAGAUGCAAAGAAAGAAGAAUCUCAACCCAAAAUAGAGCAAAUUGAUUGGGCUAAGGCUUACACAACCUUCUAUUCUUACCCUACAUCUCAUUACUAUUAUCCAUAUCAAGAACGACUAUAUGUAUAAACCAAAUGGUUGUGUUAUCUCCUAAGUUACUCCAGAGGUUGGGACGUAUGGCGAGAGAGUAAUAUCCGUACUUCCAAGUUCUAUAGGAUAAUUAAGUAGUGGGUUAUUAGAAGACAAACAUCAAUCUAAAUCCACCAUGAUCUGAUGGUGGAAAUCUGUUAUGUUCACAUUGUGGUGACCUCUCCGAAUACUUUUCUAAAUUCACAUAAUAUAUACAUAUAUAUAUUAGCUAUAGAGGUCAAGGCUAUAAUUCUUUUUCUGAGUACGUGGUGUGGUCAAUGUUGAAGUAAAUAUUAAGCUGUUUGUUUAUGUUUAAGUUGAUGAUUAUUAAUAGAGGAUAUAUGGAUUAUUAUAUGUGAUGAAAAAGAAAUCACUUUUUUGAAAGUUUUGAAUAAAA
Molecule: messenger RNA, 896 nt
Organism: Cucumis melo (muskmelon)
Lineage: Eukaryota; Viridiplantae; Streptophyta; Magnoliopsida; Cucurbitales; Cucurbitaceae
Product: heavy metal-associated isoprenylated plant protein 39-like
Exons: 3
Coding region: 161-499 (112 amino acids)
Molecular function (GO): metal ion binding
Source: RefSeq, a predicted model, not a curated record